This is a messenger RNA of Anastrepha obliqua, 1396 nucleotides long. It is a transcript of the gene Mettl4, whose product is annotated as N(6)-adenine-specific methyltransferase METTL4. Gene Ontology annotation, cellular component: nucleus; RNA N6-methyladenosine methyltransferase complex. The record is from RefSeq and is a predicted model, not a curated record. The coding region runs from base 1 to 1161 and encodes 386 amino acids. Gene Ontology annotation, molecular function: methyltransferase activity; nucleic acid binding. NCBI's taxonomy places the organism in Eukaryota, Metazoa, Arthropoda, Insecta, Diptera, Tephritidae. The transcript has a single exon.
AUGCAUAAAAUCGAAAUACGUAACAAAAUCGCAAUAUUUCUCGAUCAUAGAGAAUUAAUUAAUCACAUGUAUAACAACGUUAUAGGUGUACAAGAAGAAAAGUUCGAAUUACGCGCUGAACUAUUUUAUUUUCAUGAACGCCGGAGGGGUGUUGUGGAUGCCAAAAUAAUUCAGCAAUCAGAGAAUGAAGUUCAACAAUUGGCACUUGCAGAGAAAAAGUCGAAGAAACGAAAGGCAAAUAAAGUCACUGCAAUUGCAGAAUUACAAGAUUUGAUAGCUCUAGCAGACGAUCUUUUGCAGCUCCUGAAACAAGAUAAACUUCUCGAACGACUUGUAAGCCAUGAUGAAAGUACUUUACCAAGCUAUUGGGAGGAAAUAUCCACCGAAGAUUUCCCUCGUUUUAAUGGCGUCAAUGCCACUGCCUCGUAUCAACAUUAUCGCUUUGGAAAGUAUUCCUAUCUCAUACCACCGCAUUGUGAAUUCUUCAAUUCCGAUGUUAUAGAAUUGCCAAAAUUACUGCCACAACUGAUGUCCAACUCAAAAGGUUUUGACCUCAUUGUAUUAGAUCCACCAUGGCGCAACAAAUACAUACGUCGUAUAAAACGCGUCCGUCAAGAGCUGGGCUAUCGGAUGCUUAAUACCGAGCAGCUGCGUCAAAUGCCCAUUAAGCAGUUGGUACAUGAACGUAGUAUAGUUGCAAUUUGGUGUACCAACUCCAAAGAUCUUCAGCGCGCAAUUGUAGAGGAAUUGUUGCCGGCAUGGAAUUUGCGUUUAAAACACACCUUGUACUGGUUAAAAAUAAAUACCAGCGGCAACUUGAUCGGGCCAAUAGAUUUAGGGGGACAGAAAAAGCAACCAUUUGAGAUGCUUUACAUAGCGUGUCAUUUUGAAAGUCCGCAGGACUUCGGCGCCAGCCUGCAGAAAGUAACGGCAAUUGUAAGUGUGCCAAGUGUUAUCCACUCGCACAAGCCGCCGCUUCUGCCAUGGCUAAGUGAUGUGCUGCCUACAAAACCCAAAUGUUUGGAGAUAUUUGCCCGCUAUUUGAACCCACAAUUCACUUCCGUAGGGUUAGAGGUAUUUAAAUUGAUGGACGAACGCCUAUACAGCUCUUACGGUGUUAAUGCAACAUCAAAAUUAAGUAGUACUUCAGAUUUUGUUUAAGUAUUUUUCGUUUUAUUGUUAAAUGUUAAUGAGAAAGUGCAAAUUUUGUUUGUAGGUACUAGGCGGUGUAUUGAACCACGUAACUAGCGUUUACGUUGCUUCGGCAAAUAAAUUCAUGUCUAUUUUUUAAGAUUAUUUUACCUCGCACUCGUUUGUAAGUAUUCUAAUGAACAUAUUUAAGAAUCAAUAAAAAGGUAAAGAGACGCUUUACAAAAAAAUGCAUUACGUGAAGAAA